AUGCUCUUCUCUGGUAUCCUGACCGUGGCGAAAGCUGUUGGUAAUCAGGUUAUGUUAAAGAGAUAUCCCCUAUCCCAUCCUUUUCCAUUUCUGGACACCCCGGCUCCUCCCUUUCCUAUCACCCCAACUCGCAUCCAGGGUCCCCCUCCACUAACCCCACGGCAACCCAACCCCCCAAGGACCCCGUCAUCGCAUCACCCCUCCUCUCCUUCCCUCCUGGCUGGCUUUCCCUUCAACAGUCCCUCCCCUCCUGGAGCCCCGGAUGGAGGGAGGGAGCCUGGCCAAGAACCCCUGGACGGCCCCCCCGAACCCACGUGGAUCUCUUUCCCUUCCCGGAGCCGCUACUUUGAAUGCAAAAUACGCCUCUGGUCAAGGGGGGGUGGCUUUACAAAACACCACCAAAUUGGAGCAUACUUGAUAGCCGAGGACCCUGCCCGCUCCUCUGCUCUUCUUCCUCUUCCUCCUACUCCUACUCCUCCACCUCCUCCUCCACCGCCUCCGCCUCCUGCUGAUGCUUCUGCUGGCGCUGGUCAUCUUCCUUCCAUCGCUGUCGUCGCUACCAUCUGCUUUUCUCCUUCGUAUAAUAUCCUCCGGGAAGGAUUUCGGUUCUUGACCGGGUGUAUCCUCAUCCCCGAAAUCAUGAGUGGUGGACCCUCAUCUCCCUCUAUCAUGAGUGGUGGACCCUCAUCUCCCUCUAUCAUGAGUGGUGGACCCUCAUCUCCCUCUAUCAUGAGUGGUGGACCCUUAUCUUCCCCUAUCAUGAGUGGUGGACCCUCAUCUCCUUCUACCAUUAGUGGUGGACCCUCAUCUCCCUCUAUCAUGAGUCGUGGACCCUCAUUUCCUUCUAACAUUAGUGGUGGACCCUCAUCUCCCUCUAUCAUGAGUGGUUGA
Macrobrachium nipponense is the source of this 891-nucleotide messenger RNA. RefSeq lists its product as uncharacterized. Bases 1 to 891 code for a protein of 296 amino acids. The record is from RefSeq and is a predicted model, not a curated record. The transcript has 4 exons. Lineage: Eukaryota; Metazoa; Arthropoda; Malacostraca; Decapoda; Palaemonidae.